AAUGAACAGAGAGAGCAAGCAGUAUGUUCUCAGUAUGUUCACAGUAAAUGCGGCAGCAUCACUUCAGUGUGUAGAAGAUUGCAGCAACAGCCACACAACCAUGGCAACCAAUGGAAAUCCCACAGGUAUCCGUUUGAAGAAACAGCUUGGUCUCGUCAGCACGACAAGUUACAUCGUCGGCAGUAUCAUUGGUGUGGGUAUUUUCAUCAGCCCGACAGCCGUAUUGGAAGGGGUGGGAUCCUCGGUGGGCUUGUCUCUCCUUGUGUGGACGCUGUGUGGAGCUUUGACCUACUGCGGCGCCAUGUGCUAUGCUGAGUAUGGUACCCGUGUAAAGAAAUCCGGCGGAACCUACACCUACAUCCGAGAGGCGUUCGGAGACCUAGCCGGGUUCGUGUUCCUGUGGACUCAGCUGGUCAUAGUCCGGCCGCUGUCCACCGGUCUGGCGUGUCUGGCCGCUGCAGAGUACAUCAUGAGGCCCGUCUACCUGGCCUGCCCCAACAUGGCCCCCACAACAGCGAAAGCCAUGCUGGCAUUUGUCAUAUUAGGGUUUUUCGUUGCGGCAAAUAUGUACAGUGUGCGACUGGGCUCCUGGCUUCAGACUGUGUCUACUGUGUAUAAAGUGGGUGCGCUGGUGACCAUCGUUUUUGCUGGGAUUCUACAUUUGUGUCAAGGUCACACAGAGAACUUCAGAGACCCCUUCAGAACCACAGGUGUGACUGCUGGAGGUGUUGCCUUGUCGGUCUACGCCGGUCUCUACACCUACGGUGGCUGGGAUAAUGUCAAUAUCGCCGUUGAAGAAGUCAUUCGACCCCACAGAACCAUCCCCACCGCAAUCCUCGGUGGCCUUGCCAUACCAACCUUGACCUACAUUCUUGGCAAUGUCGCGUACCACGCUGUACUCACUAAUGCCGAGAUUCAGUCUGGCGUUGCAGUCGCUGUUGUGUUUGGGGAAAGAAAACUUGGAUUCAUAAAGUGGAUCAUAUUGCCAUGUGUUGCAAUAUCUGCAGCUGGAAUAGCAAAUGCCGUCAUUUUCACGUCGUGCAGAAUAAACUUUGUGGGAGGUCGAGAUGGACUGUUUCCACGGUUUCUGAGUAUGAUCAGUGUCCCAAGAGGAACUCCCCAACCGUCCAUCAUAGCACUGUUCCUCAUAACGACUAUCUUCGUCUGUCUGGGAGAUGUCAAGUCUGUGCUUGGGGCCUAUGCGUUCUACAAGGCUGGAGGGGAAUGUCUGGCAGUCUCUGGAAUAGCCCUCAUAAGGCGUGCACACCCAGAUACCGACAAGACGUACAAGGUUCAUUGGCUUUUCCCAUGUAUCUACGUACUGGCCUUCUUGGUGCUGUCUGUGACGGCCGUCGUGAACGACGCUGGCAAAUAUCUCCCCCCUUUCGUCCUAAUGCUGCUCGGCGUCCCUCUCUACUACAUGUCAAGAAGUCGCUGGUGGAAGCAGGGGCGACUCACCACAGUCAACAAGUGGGUCACACUUCUCUGUCAUCGCCUUCUGUUGUGUGAACACGCCACUCAACUUGUACUGUGACGAGGAGGUGUCCACUGACAGUCGAUUGUAUAACAAGGGCACGUCUCGAUAAAGUACCAUAGUUUGUACCACUCACGUGUAUUACUACAUUUGGCUAAACAAUUACCACUGAUUGAUUGUAGGAUGAAUAUUAUUUUAACAAAAUAAUCAAAGUAACCAGAUAGAACUUGAAAUCACGCGUUUAGAAAGAUACUUGAAACAGCGAGAAAUUAUUUGAAAUAACGAGAAAAUAAUCAAGUAUAAAUUUAUUUUAGAAAUUUCAAGCAAAAAUCCCGUUUAAUUGAAAUAACGAGAAAUUUGCGCCACAAAAGAGGCACCAAUAGGUGACGUGAGACAGUCACGUUGAUGUAAAUAGUACAAAUCGCAGUACACAGCUGACGGUACUCUUAUACUCGGGACUCUCAGGACUCUCUCGACACGUGGACCAGGGCUCUCUUCUCUCCUGUUUUGGGGCGGUGGCGUAGCCUUGUGGUAAAAGCGUUCGCUUGUCACGCCGAACGCCCGGGUUCGAUUCCCCACA
Molecule: messenger RNA, 2054 nt
Organism: Haliotis rubra (blacklip abalone)
Lineage: Eukaryota; Metazoa; Mollusca; Gastropoda; Lepetellida; Haliotidae
Product: Y+L amino acid transporter 2-like
Exons: 13
Coding region: 2-1534 (510 amino acids)
Biological process (GO): amino acid transmembrane transport
Cellular component (GO): membrane
Molecular function (GO): L-amino acid transmembrane transporter activity
Source: RefSeq, a predicted model, not a curated record